UGCGCGCGCAGUUUGGGCGCGGGUGGUGCUGGGCGGCUGGGGCCGCGGAUAAAGCAGGACUCGGUUUCCCAGGGUACCGCCGCGGGAGUCUCCGGCGGGCGGGCGCGCGCGAGCCCUCAAGUGAGGCGGCCGAGGCGGCGGCCCAGGCUUCUGGGUCCUCCUGGUCUACUGCUUUCUCCUCGGCUUUUACCCCGUCGGCCACUGCCACCGUGGGGCCCGGCCCGACCGACAUGGCGGCGGUAUUGCAGCAAGUCCUGGAGCGCGCGGAGCUCAACAAGCUGCCUAAGUCCGUCCAGAACAAACUUGAAAAGUUCCUUGCUGAUCAGCAAUCCGAGAUCGAUGGCCUGAAGGGGAGGCAUGAGAAAUUUAAGGUGGAGAGCGAACAACAGUACUUUGAGAUAGAGAAGAGACUGUCCCAUAGUCAGGAGAGACUUGUGAAUGAAACCCGAGAAUGCCAGAGCUUGCGACUUGAGCUAGAGAAACUCAGCACUCAGCUGAAGGCUGUAACUGAGAAAAACAAAGAACUUGAAAUUGCUCAGGAUCGCAAUGUUGCCAUUCAGAGCCAAUAUACAAGAACAAAGGAAGAACUAGAAGCUGAGAAAAGAGACUUAAUUCGAACCAAUGAAAGACUGUCUCAAGAACUUGAAUAUUUAACAGAGGAUGUUAAACGUCUAAAUGAGAAACUUAAAGAAAGCAAUACAACAAAGGGUGAACUUCAAUUAAAAUUGGAUGAACUUCAAGCAUCUGAUGUUUCUGUUAAGUAUCGAGAAAAACGCUUAGAACAAGAAAAGGAAUUGCUACAUAAUCAGAAUACGUGGCUAAAUACAGAGUUGAAAACCAAAACUGAUGAACUUCUAGCUCUCGGAAGAGAAAAAGGAAAUGAGAUUCUAGAGCUUAAAUGUAAUCUUGAAAACAAAAAGGAGGAGGUGUCCAGACUAGAAGAACAGAUGAAUGGCUUAAAAACGUCAAAUGAACAUCUUCAAAAACACGUGGAGGAUCUGUUGACCAAAUUAAAAGAGGCCAAGGAACAACAGGCCAGUAUGGAAGAGAAAUUCCACAAUGAAUUAAAUGCUCACAUAAAACUCUCUAACUUAUACAAGAGUGCUGCCGAUGACUCUGAGGCAAAGAGCAAUGAGCUGACCCGGGCAGUGGAUGAACUACACAAACUUUUGAAAGAAGCUGGAGAAGCAAACAAAGCAAUUCAAGAUCAUCUUUUAGAGCUGGAAGAAUCUAAAGAUCAAAUGGAAAAAGAAAUGUUUGAGAAAAUAGGGAAAUUGGAGAAGGAAUUAGAGAAUGCAAAUGACCUGCUUUCUGCUACAAAACGUAAAGGAGCCAUAUUAUCAGAAGAAGAACUUGCAGCUAUGUCUCCUACUGCAGCAGCUGUAGCGAAAAUAGUAAAACCUGGCAUGAAAUUAACAGAGCUGUAUAAUGCUUAUGUGGAAACUCAGGAUCAGUUGCUCUUGGAGAAACUAGAGAACAAAAGAAUUAAUAAGUAUCUAGAUGAAAUAGUGAAAGAAGUUGAAGCCAAAGCACCGAUUCUGAAACGCCAACGGGAGGAGUAUGAACGUGCCCAGAAAGCUGUGGCAAGUUUAUCUGUUAAGCUCGAACAAGCUAUGAAGGAGAUUCAGCGAUUUCAGGAGGACACUGAUAAAGCCAACAAACAUUCAUCUGUACUUGAGAGAGACAAUCAAAGAAUGGAAAUACAAAUAAAAGAUCUUUCACAACAGAUUAGAGUGCUUUUGAUGGAACUUGAAGAAGCAAGGGGCAACCAUGUAAUUCGUGAUGAGGAAGUAAGCUCUGCUGAUAUAAGUAGUUCGUCUGAAGUAAUAUCACAGCAUCUAGUAUCUUACAGAAAUAUCGAAGAACUUCAACAACAAAAUCAGCGUCUCUUAGUGGCUCUUAGAGAACUUGGAGAAACCAGAGAAAGAGAAGAACAAGAAACAACUUCAUCUAAAAUAACUGAGCUUCAGCUCAAACUUGAGAGCGCUCUCACUGAACUGGAGCAACUCCGUGAGUCGCGACAACAUCAAAUGCAGCUUGUUGAUUCCAUCGUUCGUCAGCGUGACAUGUACCGUAUUUUAUUGUCACAACAACUUGAGAAACUUCAGGAGCAAGUUACAGAUUUGCGGUCACAAAAUACCAAAAUUUCAACCCAGCUAGAUUUUGCUUCUAAACGUUAUGAAAUGCUACAAGAUAAUGUUGAAGGAUAUCGUCGAGAAAUAACAUCAUUACAUGAGCGAAAUCAAAAACUCACAGCAACGACUCAAAAGCAGGAACAGAUCAUCAAUACAAUGACUCAGGAUUUGAAAGGAGCAAAUGAAAAGCUAGCUGUUGCAGAAGUAAGAGCAGAAAAUUUGAAGAAGGAAAAGGAAAUGCUUAAAUUGUCAGAAGUCCGUCUUUCUCAGCAAAGAGAGUCUUUGUUAGCUGAACAAAGGGGGCAAAACUUGCUGCUAACUAAUCUGCAAACCAUUCAGGGAAUAUUAGAGAGAUCUGAAACUGAAACCAAACAAAGGCUUAGUAGCCAGAUAGAAAAAUUGGAACAUGAGAUCUCUCAUCUAAAGAAGAAGUUGGAAAAUGAGGUGGAACAAAGGCAUACACUCACUAGAAACCUGGAUGUUCAACUUUUAGAUACAAAGAGACAACUAGAUACUGAGACAAAUCUUCAUCUUAACACAAAGGAACUAUUAAAAAAUGCUCAAAAAGAAAUUGCUACAUUGAAACAGCACCUCAGUAAUAUGGAAGUCCAACUUGCUUCUCAGUCUUCACAGAGAACUGGUAAAGGUCAGCCUAAUGAUAAAGAUGAUGUGGACGAUCUUCUGAGUCAGCUAAGGCAAACAGAAGAGCAGGUGAAUGACUUGAAAGAGAGACUCAAAACAAGUACUAGUAAUGUAGAGCAGUAUCGGGCAAUGGUUACUAGUUUGGAAGAGUCCCUGAACAAGGAAAAACAGGUGACGGAAGAAGUACAUAAGAAUAUUGAAGUUCGUUUAAAAGAGUCAGCUGAGUUUCAGACACAGUUGGAAAAGAAGUUGAUGGAAGUAGAGAAGGAAAAACAAGAACUUCAAGAUGAUAAGCGAAAAGCCAUAGAGAGCAUGGAACAACAGUUAUCUGAGUUGAAGAAAACACUCUCUAGUGUUCAAAAUGAAGUACAAGAGGCUCUUCAGAGAGCAAGCACAGCUUUAAGUAAUGAACAGCAAGCCAGACGUGACUGUCAGGAGCAAGCUAAAAUAGCUGUGGAAGCUCAGAAUAAAUAUGAAAGGGAAUUGAUGUUGCAUGCAGCUGAUGUUGAAGCUCUACAAGCUGCCAAGGAACAGGUUUCAAAAAUGGCAUCAGUGCGUCACCAUUUGGAAGAAACAACCCAGAAAGCAGAAUCACAGUUGUUAGAGUGUAAAGCAUCUUGGGAGGAAAGAGAGAGAAUGUUGAAGGAUGAAGUUUCUAAGUGUAUUUCUCGCUGUGAAGAUCUGGAGAAACAAAACAGAUUACUUCAUGAUCAGAUUGAAAAAUUAAGUGACAAAGUAGUUGCCUCUAUAAAGGAAGGUGUACAAGGUCCAUUGAAUGUAUCUCUCAGUGAAGAAGGAAAAUCUCAAGAACAAAUCUUAGAAAUUCUCAGAUUUAUACGAAGAGAAAAAGAAAUUGCUGAAACUAGGUUUGAGGUGGCUCAGGUUGAGAGUCUACGUUACCGACAAAGGGUUGAACUUUUAGAAAGAGAGCUACAAGAACUGCAAGAUAGUCUAAAUGCUGAAAGGGAGAAAGUCCAGGUGACUGCAAAAACAAUGGCUCAGCAUGAAGAACUGAUGAAGAAAACAGAAACAAUGAAUGUCGUUAUGGAGACCAAUAAGAUGCUAAGGGAAGAAAAGGAAAGACUGGAACAGGAUCUACAGCAGAUGCAAGCAAAGGUGAGAAAACUGGAGUUAGAUAUUCUGCCUUUACAAGAAGCGAAUGCUGAGCUGAGUGAGAAAAGUGGGAUGUUGCAGGCAGAGAAGAAAUUAUUAGAAGAGGACGUUAAACGCUGGAAAGCACGUAACCAGCAUCUACUAAGUCAACAGAAAGAUCCAGAUACAGAAGAAUAUCGGAAGCUACUUUCUGAAAAAGAAGUUCAUACUAAGCGUAUUCAGCAGUUGACUGAAGAAGUUGGAAGGCUUAAAGCUGAAAUUGCAAGAGCAAAUGCAUCUUUGACCAACAACCAGAACUUAAUUCAGAGUCUAAAGGAAGAUUUAAAUAAAGUAAGAACUGAAAAGGAAAAUAUCCAGAAGGACUUAGAUGCCAAAAUAAUUGAUAUCCAAGAAAAAGUCAAAACUAUUACUCAAGUCAAGAAAAUUGGACGUAGGUACAAGACGCAAUAUGAAGAACUAAAGGCCCAACAAGAUAAGGCCAUGGAGACGUCUGCUCAGUCUUCUGGAGACCAUCAGGAGCAGCAUGUCUCAGUCCAGGAAAUGCAGGAGCUCAAAGAAACCCUCAACCAAGCUGAAACAAAGUCAAAAUCACUUGAGAGUCAAGUAGAGAAUCUGCAGAAGACAUUGUCUGAAAAAGAGAUAGAAGCAAGAAAUUUUCAAGAACAGACUAUGCAACUUCAGUCCGAACUUGCAAGGCUUCGUCAGGAUCUUCAGGAUAGAACCACACAGGAGGAGCAGCUCCGGCAGCAGAUAACUGAAAAGGAAGAAAAAACACGAAAGGCUAUUGUAGCAGCAAAAUCAAAAAUUGCACACUUAGCUGGUGUAAAAGAUCAACUAACUAAAGAAAACGAAGAGCUUAAGCAAAGGAAUGGAGCCUUAGAUCAACAGAAAGAUGAACUGGAUGUUCGAAUGACUGCUCUUAAGUCCCAAUAUGAAGGUCGAAUUAGUCGUUUGGAAAGAGAACUCAGGGAGCACCAAGAGAGACACCUUGAACAGAGAGAUGAGCCUCAGGAACCUUCUAAUAAGGUUCCAGAACAGCAGAGACAGAUCACCCUGAAAACAACUCCAGCUUCUGGUGAAAGAGGAAUUGCCAGCACAUCAGACCCACCAACAGCCAACAUCAAGCCAACUCCUGUUGUUUCUACUCCAAGUAAAGUGACAGCUGCAGCUAUGGCUGGAAAUAAACCAACGCCCAGGGCUAGUAUCCGCCCAAUGGUUACACCUGCAACUGUAACAAAUCCCACUACUACCCCAACAGCUACAGUGAUGCCCACACAAGUGGAAUUACAAGAAGCUAUGCAGUCAGAAGGACCCGUGGAACAUGUUCCGGUUUUUGGAAGCACAAGUGGAUCUGUUCGGUCAACUAGCCCUAACGUCCAGCCUUCGCUCUCUCAACCCAUUCUAACUGUUCAGCAGCAAAUACAGGCUACAGCUUUUGUGCAACCCACUCAACAGACUCAUGCUCAGAUUGAGCCUGCCAAUCAAGAGUUAUCACCAAACAUACUAGAGGUUGUUCAGAGUUCUCCAGUUGAACGGCCUUCUACUUCCACAGCAGUAUUUGGCACUGUUUCAGCUACCCCAAGUUCUUCUUUGCCAAAGCGUACACGUGAAGAAGAAGAGGAUAGCACCAUAGAAGCAUCAGACCAAGUCUCUGAUGACACAGUGGAAAUGCCUCUUCCUAAGAAGUUGAAAAGUGUUACACCUGUAGGAACUGAGGAAGAAGUUAUGGCAGAAGAAAGUACUGAUGGAGAGGUAGAGACUCAAGCAUACAACCAAGAUUCUCAAGAUUCCAUUGGAGAAGGAGUCACCCAGGGAGAUUAUACACCUAUGGAAGACAGUGAAGAAACCUCUCAGUCUCUGCAAAUAGAUCUUGGACCACUUCAGUCAGACCAGCAAACAACUUCAUCCCAGGAUGGUCAAGGCAAAGGCGAUGAUGUCAUUGUAAUUGACAGUGAUGAUGAGGAAGAGGAUGAUGAUGACAAUGAUGGAGAACAUGAGGAUUAUGAGGAAGAUGAGGAAGAUGAUGAUGACGACGACGACACAGGGAUGGGAGACGAGGGUGAAGAUAGCAAUGAAGGAACUGGAAGUGCAGAUGGCAAUGAUGGAUAUGAAGCUGAUGAUGCUGAGGGUGGUGAUGGAACUGAUCCAGGUACAGAAACAGAAGAAAGCAUGGGUGGAGGUGAAGGUAAUCAGAGAGCUGCUGAUUCUCAGAACAGUGGUGAAGGAAAUACAGAAUCCUCUUUUUCCCAGGAGGUCUCUAGAGAACAGCAGCCAUCAUCAGCAUCUGAAAGACAGACCCCUCGAGCCCCUCAGUCACCAAGACGCCCACCACACCCUCUUCCUCCACGACUGACCAUUCAUGCUCCACCUCAGGAGUUGGGGCCACCAGUUCAGAGAAUUCAGAUGUCCCGGAGGCAGUCUGUAGGACGUGGGCUUCAGUUGACUCCUGGAAUAGGUGGCAUGCAGCAGCAUUUUUUUGAUGAUGAAGACAGAACAGUUCCAAGUACCCCAACUCUUGUGGUGCCACAUCGUACUGAUGGAUUUGCUGAAGCAAUUCAUUCCCCUCAGGUUGCUGGUGUUCCUAGAUUCCGGUUUGGGCCACCUGAAGACAUGCCCCAAACAAGUUCUAGUCAUUCUGAUCUUGGUCAGCUUGCUUCUCAAGGAGGUUUAGGAAUGUAUGAAACACCCCUCUUCCUAGCUCAUGAGGAAGAGUCAGGUGGCCGAAGUGUUCCCACUACUCCUCUACAAGUGGCAGCCCCAGUGACUGUAUUUACUGAGAGUACCACCUCUGAUGCUUCAGAGCAUGCCUCUCAGUCUGUUCCAAUGGUGACAACCUCUACUGGCACUUUAUCUACAACAAAUGAAACAGCAACAGGUGAUGAUGGAGACGAAGUAUUUGUGGAAGCAGAAUCCGAAGGCAUUAGUUCAGAAGCAGGCCUAGAAAUUGAUAGCCAGCAGGAAGAAGAGCCUGUUCAGGUGUCUGAUGAGUCUGAUCUCCCUUCUACCAGCCAAGAUCCUCCUUCCAGCUCUUCUGUAGAUACUAGCAGCAGUCAACCGAAGCCUUUUAGACGAGUGAGACUUCAGACAACAUUGAGACAAGGCGUCCGUGGUCGUCAGUUUAACAGACAGAGAGGUGUGAGCCAUGCAAUGGGAAGUAGAGGAGGAAUAAAUAGAGGAAAUAUUAAUUAAAUUGUAAACUAAAAUAACUGAAUGAGAUUGUUGUCUGCUUUAGUGUAAUGUUGUCGAGUUUACAAACUUUUUGUAUUUUAAAUUGGUAUGUUCAUCUCAACAUCUUUAUUAAUAAAAUGUAUUUCAGUGUCAAA
Molecule: messenger RNA, 7213 nt
Organism: Otolemur garnettii (small-eared galago)
Lineage: Eukaryota; Metazoa; Chordata; Mammalia; Primates; Galagidae
Gene: TPR
Product: translocated promoter region, nuclear basket protein
Exons: 50
Coding region: 231-7079 (2282 amino acids)
Biological process (GO): protein import into nucleus; mRNA export from nucleus
Cellular component (GO): nuclear pore
Molecular function (GO): structural constituent of nuclear pore
Source: RefSeq, a predicted model, not a curated record